AUGUCAGAGCAUGUGCUGCCACAGAAAACGGGUGCGAAGCGGGACAAAUACACUUCGCAUGCAUGAGGCGCCAACUGCCAAUAUGAGGAUGUUGGCCCGCGUGGGCCCAAGCCCAAAAAACGCUUCCAUGAGGAUUUUAUCUCUGGGGAUUUUCGCUCCGAAUACGGCCUCCAAAAACGAAGAAAACCGCGAUCGACACUCAGGAAUCAGCUCGCGCAGCUGCAAGAAAAGGUCGAUGAACUCAUUCAAGGCCACAACUCCGAGGGACUGGUCCCAUCCAAUUCUCCAGAGUUACGACAUGACCUCUCACUAUCCUCCAGUCCACGCAUGAUGAUAGAUAGCGCAAAAUCGCACCCAAGUCCGGACAGCCUGUUCAACUGCUCCAUAUAUACCAGUUCGCUCGACCCUUACAACUAUGGAAGACUUUUCCAAGACACAGACGUGUUCCACGCUCAAAGCCCGGGGUCCAAUCCCAUCGGCCUGAGCUCUCAGAUUGAUGCUCUCAGAAAACUGGGAUGUCGAAAUCAUUCUCAGAAAGUGCCGCUGCUUCCAAAGGAUUCUACUGCCGAACCCGACUUUGUCGCCCAGCUUCCUGAGCCCACCAUAUUAUGGGCCCAAGUAACAAUCUUCCUUGCAGAAUUCGGGUGUUAUUUCCCUUGCCUGCACGAAGAUAGAGUGUGUGAUCAGCUCUCAACUGCUCUGGGAUCGUUGGGUUACGAUGAAAAUCAUAGAGAAGUCUGUGUCGAUAGCUCGCAAUGUCAAAUCAUUGCCUUUCUUUUCAAUAUGCUAGCAUACGCAGAAGCAGUGACACAACCAUCCCCUACUGUUGGCAAUCUUAUCCCCUACCCAGGUGCCAAGCGUUACUUCCAGGGUGUGAGAUUAAUGGAGCAUUUCGGAAAAUUGCACGGAAACGACCUCCAAACAACAGUGUAUCAUACCACUGCUACCGCCUAUCUACUCGAGCUGGGAAUGUUGCAGGUGGCAUUCCAGAGCAUAUCCAGAGCCUUUCAGACGGCUCUCUGCAUAAACCUGAACAACCAAAAUCGGUGGCCGAAUAACACACAGGAUGAAGAUAUUGCCUGCCGUCAAUCACUCUGGUGGACCAUUUUCUUCCUUGACAAGCGAGUCGCACAGAAAAUCGGCAUUGCGUACUCCGUUCGCCAGACAGAGUGUGCAGUCAGAGAAUACAUUGAAGACGACAGUAGUCUUAGUCUGCAAGCUCAUCAUGAGCUACUGCAGAGCAUGAUAUUAUAUGGUCGGCUUUGGGCUCAAAUUUGGGACACUUUCUUCUCCUCUAGGGCAAAUUUGAAGGAGGACAAGGAGGGAAAAGAUGACGCAUGGGCGGAGCUGCAAUUGACAGACAUGAAAAUUAUCUUGGCAUAUCGUCGCCUUCCUUCGCGCCUUCGUUGGAAAUCCGAGAAGAUGAACAUGUAUAUCGAAAAUGGCGAUAGCGAGAAGGAAGUCAGACGGCGGUUACUAGUAUUCUUGCGAUUUGCGUUGUUACGUCUGAGUAUCCGUCACAACCCUAUGAAAGACCCGGAGGCGGACUUCGAACGUCGGAAAUGCUGCGUCCAUAUCUGCCUCGCCACGAUCAAAGCUGUCCGAACUUAUACAGAAACAUUCGGAUACCACAAGCCAAGCGGCCACGUCCUCACAAGCGCCCUCAUUGAGAGUCUCUACUAUAUAAUCUACGAGCAGCAGCACCAGCAGGAGCAACCGUCAGGUAAAGACGACAACGGUGAUCAAGUAGUCUCACAGGAAACUCUAGAGCGAGCCAAAAACCGCUCGAGUGCACUCCUCCAUAAGCUCGCAUUGACUACUGCGGGCGCUUCCCGGGCCUGCGAGGCCCUCCAAGAGGUCUUGUCCCCUACAGAAUUCAAUUGCGAUGAUGGGAGUUACGACUAUGAGAUACCGCUACCUGGUAUCGUAGAAAGCGAUGCUAAUAUGCACGCCAUGCAGGAUAAGUCGGCAUCAGUGACUGGGCUUUGGCGAACGACAUCCGAGGCUGCCGGGCAGGAAUACGAUCCAAUAAGCCCCAAAUUUCAGAUGCCGAAUACCUCAAAGAUAAACAUCAUCCUACCGUCGUUGGGUGAAUUUGUAGGAGUUGAAGACACCUUUGACGAUUUGGUUGGAGGGAUGGACUGGGAAUCUUUGCUCAGAACGUUACCUUCGGGAUAA
This is a messenger RNA of Penicillium daleae, 2178 nucleotides long. Its product is annotated as fungal specific transcription factor domain-containing protein. The transcript is spliced from 4 exons. Bases 328 to 2178 code for a protein of 616 amino acids. NCBI's taxonomy places the organism in Eukaryota, Fungi, Ascomycota, Eurotiomycetes, Eurotiales, Aspergillaceae. The record is from RefSeq and is a predicted model, not a curated record.